ACAGCCUCCCAGCACUCAAUCGUUUCGCUCCUCACUCCUCAUUAGGCUGCUCCGGAUGAGGCAACCCCGUUGCACGGGACACAGGCUCUCUCUGCCCAUUAAUUGGCCGGGAGAGAAGCUUUAGCCAUUGUCAAGUGGCACUUAAGCUGCCAAUUCCGGCCUUUCCUGGGCAGUGAGCUGGGAGGCCAGCGCGCUGAGUUCGGCAGCGCAGUGAUUGGUGACUCGGGAGCGGAGCCGAGCGCGGCUGCAGCCCCGGGGAUUGGGCGGGCUCUGGGCUCCCAACGAGACCUCCUGAGCCAAUGGCAAGCAUUUCCUAUUGAGACCCCCAAGUGCUCCCCGGCCCCUCGGCUUCUUCCCCAGACAUUGGGCCCUUUCUUGUGUCCUGUUUGCCAAAGGCACGCCGGCUCUGGCAUUCCGGAGCCUCGGUGCCUAAACAAAGGCUGGGCGAGCAAUGGCCCCCGCCCCCGCCUGCCCGCUCCGAGGAUGAGCGCUCGGCAGUGAGAAGCUGGGAGCGACCCAGCUGGGGCUGCUUUGGUUCGUGGCUUUGCGCCGGAGGACAUGGAGAAAGGCACGCACUUUGAAAGAGCCUGCCGUAGUCGCGGGGCACCUAGAGCUUGCUAGCUCCCCUUGCUAGCUAGCUGUCUACAGCCAGGAACGUACUUUCUUAGCUAGCACACACUCACUCGCGAUUCUUUAGAGCCAAGAACUGUUAGAAUCUUCAGCCAAGGCCUGAGUGCCAAUACAGCCCCAGCUAUUGAAGUGAACAGGUUUGGAGAACCUGCCCGAACACCCUUCGCUUCUGCAGCAAACAACUCAGAGGGUCCCCACGUCUUACUGGAUCCCUACGGAGAAAAAUAUCUUUCUGCAAUAUUCAGGUCCCAGAGAAGUUACCUUUUUGCCAGGCAGGUGGUUCAAGCAGCACUUGACCUCCUCAGCUCCCCCCAAGGCUUCCUGACCAGUGUAUGGACACCACAGAAUUCCACUGCAGCAGCUUCCAGAAGCCCAGCCUGAAAUUGGAAUGGGAAACUCCAGCACCAACCAAACAUGCUUCACUGAUGACUCUUUUAAGUACAAUCUGAAUGGCGCAGUUUACAGCGUCGUGUUCAUCCUUGGUCUCAUAACAAAUUGUGCGUCCCUCUUUGUUUUCUGCUGUCGGAUGAAAAUGAGGAGUGAGACUGCCAUUUUCAUCACCAACCUGGCCCUCUCUGAUCUGCUCUUUGUUUUUACCUUGCCAUUUAAGAUUUUUUAUAACUUCAACAGACACUGGCCUUUUGGUGAUACCCUCUGCAAGAUUUCUGGGACUGCUUUUCUCACCAAUAUCUAUGGAAGCAUGCUCUUCCUCACUUGUAUCAGUGUUGACAGAUUCCUUGCUAUUGUCUAUCCCUUCCGCUCUCGUACUAUCCGAACAAGAAGAAACUCUGCUAUCGUCUGUGCAGGAGUGUGGAUACUGGUCCUCAGUGGUGGGAUAUCUGCCUCUUUGUUCUCCACAACCAAUGUCUCCAACUCCACAACCACCUGCUUUGAGGGGUUUUCCAAGCGUAUCUGGAAGACCUAUUUGUCCAAGAUUACGAUAUUCAUUGAAGUGGUAGGCUUCAUCAUUCCUUUGCUCCUGAAUCUCACAUGCUCUUCCUUGGUACUGAGAACCCUCCGAAAACCUGCAACACUCUCCCAGAUUGGAACCAACAAAGAAAAAGUGUUGAAGAUGAUCAUUGUGCAUGUGGCCAUUUUCAUCGUCUGUUUUGUGCCAUACAACUCUAUUCUCUUCCUGUAUGCUCUGGUCCGCUCCCAAGCCAUAACCAACUGCUCCUUGGAGAGGUUUGCCAAAACGAUGUACCCCAUUACACUGUGCAUUGCAACACUCAAUUGCUGCUUUGACCCAUUCAUCUAUUAUUUCACAUUGGAGUCCUUUCAGAAGUCUCUCUAUAUUAACACCCAGAUCAAAAUGGAGUCACUUUUCAAGACUGAAACACCACUGACAGCAAAGACUUCUCUUCCAGCAAUCCAGGAGGAACUCAGUGAGCAGGCGAUGACUAAUGGGGGAGAACUCAUGUUGGAAUCCAACCUCUAACUAUGCUACAGUUCUUGCAUUCAUUCCAUGUCAUACAACAGCUUCCUAAUGUUAAGAUCCUGAGCAACAGCUUUGAGUCUAAUAUCACAGAAACUAGUGACGCUGCCUGCCUCAAGGGGGACCCGGAUUCUUGGAGUAACUCACACCAAGUUUUCCAAUACCUAGAGGUCUGAUGCCAUUAUAACAUCCAGAGGGAGUCCCAGAUUUUUUGCUCUCCUCAAGUUUUACUAUGUGAAAUGAAUGAGUAGGGGAAAUCUUUGUUAUCUAGCGAUUUUCAUUCAAAUGGUAAGUGGAACAACACAAUUGGACUUGGAAUCACAGAAUCGAGUCAGGAAAUGGAAAAUCAAGCCUAUCAUCUUACUACUCAUAGCUACAUGCUAGUUUUUCCCCUUUCUCUACAAAGGCUAGUGGUUUCUAUAUUAAUUUUGAAUGGCUGUUUUUUGGAGAUCAAAUCAGCAGUUUUCAUCAAUCUUUAAACUGACUCUAAGAAUACAUUUUUAAGUUUUAUUUUCAUUGAAAUAUUUGAAUGGGAACACAGAUUCAAUUCAAUAACAAUUAAGUACCUACUACAUGCAAGGCACAGACCAACUAAGUUUGGCUUGUAUGUCUCUGUGUGUGUAUAUGUGAAAACAAAAAAGGUCGUGUUUGUGUAAGAGCAGGAAAGAAGAGUUAUUGAAGUAACUGACUCUUCUGAUCAGAAUACUUGCAAUAUAAACCAUAGUACAUGCCGGUGUAUUCAAGUGCAUGCUUAUUUUACCUUUAUAUUUGUGUACUUUUCUUACUAGCAACAUUCAGAUUGAAAAC
Messenger RNA from Sarcophilus harrisii (Tasmanian devil), 2872 nucleotides. It is a transcript of the gene LPAR4, whose product is annotated as lysophosphatidic acid receptor 4. Gene Ontology annotation, cellular component: membrane. Gene Ontology annotation, molecular function: lysophosphatidic acid receptor activity. The transcript has 3 exons. The record is from RefSeq and is a predicted model, not a curated record. Bases 1019 to 2068 code for a protein of 349 amino acids. NCBI's taxonomy places the organism in Eukaryota, Metazoa, Chordata, Mammalia, Dasyuromorphia, Dasyuridae. Gene Ontology annotation, biological process: phospholipase C-activating G protein-coupled receptor signaling pathway; positive regulation of Rho protein signal transduction.